AUGCAGAGCUAUUCCUUUGACUAUAUUUUAGAUCAAUUUAUUGGUUUUGGAAGAUAUUAACUACAAACAUUUGCUAAUAGUUGUGCCCUGUCUUGCAAUUUCGGAAAUUUGGCUUUGUUACUCAGUUUAUUAUUAAAGCUGUAUAAAUAAGAAUUGGAUAUCACUAUGAACAAAGUCAUUUUAUUGGCUGUGGUUCAUAGAAUAGGAAGUGCUUUGGCUGGAAUUUUCGUCAUGAAAUUUAAUAAUACUUUGGGAAGAAUAAAAAUUAUAAAAUAUUCAUUAUUAGUAUUGGCAUUUGCUUAAUUAUCUGCAUCAAUUGCUGA
This is a messenger RNA of Paramecium octaurelia, 323 nucleotides long. Lineage: Eukaryota; Ciliophora; Oligohymenophorea; Peniculida; Parameciidae. The record is from the annotation of a GenBank genome assembly.